Molecule: messenger RNA, 9282 nt
Organism: Ixodes scapularis (black-legged tick)
Lineage: Eukaryota; Metazoa; Arthropoda; Arachnida; Ixodida; Ixodidae
Product: piezo-type mechanosensitive ion channel component
Exons: 42
Coding region: 851-8437 (2528 amino acids)
Biological process (GO): detection of mechanical stimulus; regulation of membrane potential; cellular response to mechanical stimulus
Cellular component (GO): plasma membrane
Molecular function (GO): monoatomic cation channel activity; mechanosensitive monoatomic ion channel activity
Source: RefSeq, a predicted model, not a curated record
GACAUCAUAGCAACCCUUGUGCAAGAAGCAGAUGAACUUGCGCUCCGCAUAUUUUUCAUAAUGAGAAUGGAAGUGAGGCAGAAAACAAAUAUUUAGUAUUAUAUGGGCAAGCGAGGGAAAUUUCGGCCGAAAUAGAAAAAUUUCAAGUGUCCGCUAGGGAAAUUUUGACUUCCCGUGUUGGCAGCACUGGUAGAGCGGCUAGAGCGGAGCGACUUGAUCGCUGUUGACUUGAUUGUUUCGUCCAGCUGUUCUGUUGUUCUGCAUGCGGCUCUGGGCUGAUGGGUUGUGACUUUUACCUAGCGCUCACUCCAGACAGCGAGUUUCGCCCGCCCAUAUUUUGACGCCCCUCACCAAUAUACGACGAAGAUAUGCAAAACGACGUAAGUGGGACGGCGCUGCGGUGAUCCCGCCAGGCAACUGUGCACGACACUUGGAAGUUUCUGCCGAAGCGUGAUUGAACGUAGCUGCUAUCGGCGCGAUCGAUAUCUGGACACGUCCGGUGUGUGUGUGUGUGUGUCCGCGCGCGUUAUCGGCGAGACUGUCAGUACAGUAGUGCCCGCCAGGUGACUGAGGUGACGGCAGUCCGGCCCUGUGGUCCGGCCUACAGUCUGGACCUGUGGUCGGGACGAUGGUAUUUCUUGGGUUUCGGGCCGUUUGACACAUGGCUUUCGUCACUGGGUAUCGUUCCCUCGGGACCUCCUACCCCGGCGCUUCGGCCGCUGCCGGCCCGAUGCAGAAUGGCGGAGCAGAGAAGAGCUCGGUGAUUUGAGGGCGAGGAGCGCGUUUGUCACGCUUGGGACCGGUUUUCCUUGCACGGGCUGUGGAUUGGUGCUGAAGGGGCAACAAAACCAUGGUUCGAGCGGUGGUGUCGCAAGCGCUUUUCCGCGUUGCACUUCCCAUCGUCUUGCUCCUGGUGGUGCUCUUUCGAUACAAUGUGUUCUCCUUCGUGUACCUGCUCCUUCUGCUUGCCAACCCGUUGCUGCCUGGCCCCACCUCUCGACAUGCCGGGCGAGCUGCAUGCUACCUCAAGCUGGUGGUGGCUGUCAGUGCAGUCUUCUGCCUGUGCCAGGUGGUCUACCAAGUGGUGCUCAUGUCGACUCAAAGCUACAGCAAGCCCGUGGAGAGGUGCCUUCUCCAGGAGCGGCUGCUGUCCCUGGCUGGCCUCAACCGUGCUGAUGACAUCCGGGCGCUGGAAGCUGUGCAGCUUCUCGGGUUCGACAUGGCGGUGCUCUUUGCCAGUGCCAUCACAUUGAUACUCUGCGACAAACUCGCUCUGGAAGAACACCGUGUGGUACCGCACCGUCGCCGCCGGGCCUUCCUGCAGCUCUUUGGCGAGUUUGUGGUGUUGGUGCUGAUGGCAGCCGCUGGCGUGCUCCAAGCAUCGCUCACCUCGCUGGCCUACUUCCUAGUCUUCCUCUGGGCCGCCACCUGGCUGGGCAUGCACAAGCCCCUGACCAGCGGCUAUCGCGCUGUGCGCACGGUGCUCCUGCUUUACAGUGCCCUCCACUUCAUGGCACUGUACAUCUACCAGCUGGACUACCUCCAGGAGUUGGUGCCUCCCUCCAGCCUGCAGGCCAGGCUCAUUGGGCUGAGCCCCCUGCGAGUGCUUCCCUGCAAUGCAACGGGCCCAACAAUGCCGGACACGAGAGUGCUGAUGUUUCGGCCGCUACACUGGACGCUGUAUGUGAGCCCACUGACGGUGUUCUGCUUCUACGUUGUGGUGGCCACCGUCACCCGUUACCAGUUGCUGCAGCAGCCUGCUCCUGAGUCGUCUGCUGUGUCUAUGGCGGGUGGUGCCCCUUCACACAGUGGCAGGCUGGACUCCAAGCGUGGUUCCCAGCGUUCCACAGUUUCCUUUGCUCGGAGACAUCGCAGAGACAGUGGGGUAACUGCGCCUGUGACCCUCUUUGAAAACCAUGGCUGCAAUAUUGCUCUUGCUGAGAUGUGCAGAGUCGAUCCAAAUAGCCCUAGGGCCGAAGUAGACGAAGACGCCAACCAGAAGGCUCCACUGUUGGACAAUGAUCAUGUGGGCCGCUCGUACCAGAGCAUGGCACCAAAAGAAAGCUCGGAGCCAAUGAGCAGCGGCGGCGGGUCUUCUCAAGACGUCGGACACGUGACUUGUGUGGGGGGUCACGUGGCUGGUGCCAUGGCUGCAGAGGACGACACCAUGGCUGGCAGUGCACCUGAGCGGGGCCCCAGCGGCCGCCAUGUUGCAUUCAUGCUUGGACUCCAGGGUUGCCGUCUGAUAACGCGAGGCAGCUACGUGGUGACACUGAUCAUGAUGAUGGCUUGGAGCAUCACCUACCACUCGUGGCUGACUUUCAUUCUGCUGCUGUGGUCGUGCGUGCUCUGGAUGGUGCCCAGCUCGCGGCUGGCUUGUCUGCGGUCAUCGCCGGCACUGGUGGCAUAUGCGGAGCUGCUGCUGCUCCUGCAAUACCUGUACAGCCUGGCCCUGACGGAUGAGGAACUGCCGCAGAACCUGAGUACGGUCAACCUGGCUCAGGUGGGGUUGAUCAAGUACCACGAGAACUCCUACCAGCCCCUGGCAGUCAAGAUUCUGUUUACUGUGAUGUUCUGGAUUACACUACGCCAGUACAUCGAACACAAGACUGCACCUCCGGAAGCUGGCAUUGAGCUGCGCCGGCAGAUGAGCACAGCCACCAGCAGCCUGGGCAUGGGGACCCAGCUGCGUGUGCGCCAUUUGGGGCGCCUGAUCAGCGAGUGGCUGACGCACUACUGGAUCUGGGUGGUGGCCAUCAUGCUUAUGGUGAUCUCACUGGGAGGCACGGACGUGGUGCUCUACCGCAUCGCCUACAUGCUGCUCUUCCUCUUCUUCAUCCUCGUGUUUCAGAUUUCGUACCAGCUGUGGAUCAAAGUAAUGUAUGGCUUCUGGCUGACGGUCAUCAUCUACUCAAUGUUGGUGCUGAUCCUCAUCUACACGUACCAGUUUGAGAAAUUCCCAGAGUACUGGAGCACCUACCUGCACAUUCCACAAGACAUUCAAAAGGACAUUGGUCUGGAGGUAUACCAGUCGGACCCUGGCACACUGUUUCUGAAGCUUCUGACACCAACAUUCUUCCUCAUUAUAACCAUCAUUCAGCUGCAUUACUUUCACAAGGAGUUCAUCACUCUCAAUGAAGACAACUACCGCCCUGCACCCAGCCGGGAGGAAGAGUCAAGCGAGAGCCGGUCACGGGUCAGCCCUUUGCCGGGAGACCACGACGUGUCCAUUCCCGUCGAGGACGGCCCCCACCCGCAGGACGACUCGGAGGAUGCGGCCACGCCGGCCACCAUGGUGCCUUCCGGCUGUGGGCCGGGGACCACGAUGGCGGAUGUGCUCUGCAGCCCCAAGGCUGGCAGUCCACACAUCUCUCUGGAGCGGAUUGGUCGGUUCCUGUCGCAGGCCGCCGAAGUUGGCUGGCGACUGCUCGAGAUUCACACCAUGAAAGGAGUGCUGCUGGCGGUGUUCGGCCUUGCCAUCUACGACGUGUGUGCCGUGCACGUUGUUUUCGUUCUCCUGGCGGUGGUUGCCCUUCCCUUCCGCUGGCUCCAGUUGUUCCUUGUCCACUGCUGCUCUGUGUGGGCCUCAGUGCUGCUCCUCUCCAAGAUGAUCUAUCAGCUGAACUUUGUCGACAAGUAUGGCUGGUCCACCAACUGCACAGACGUCAUUGGCAUCCCCAGUAACAUGACCGGCUUCCCAGCACCAUUCAACACCACUAUCGACAACCGCAUUUGGAUAGGGUUUGAGAAGACUUCAAACCUCACGUCUUACUGCAAGGGCUACAUUAUGCUGAUUGUUGUGUUCUCGGCACACGCCAUGGUACGCUAUCGGCAAAGCUUCUCACGGGCCCGUCACCAGCUUCCAGAGCCACGUCCCGGCGUGGUGUUUGCCUCGGUCAACCGCUUUAAUGCCGACGAUGGCAUCCGUCAGUGCCUUAUGUACUUGCUCAAUUUCUUUUUCUACAAGUUUGGUGUGGAGGUGUGCUUUGUGACGAUGGUGAGCUGCAUCGGGGUUCGCCUGGACGUGUUUGCCCUGCUGACGUCUCUGUGGCUGUGUGCCAUGUUCCUGCUGCGGCGGCACAGCCUGGCCAAGGUGUGGCCCUUCUAUGUGGCCUACCUCUGCCUGGUGCUUCCCCUCCAGUACCUGGUGGUGGUCGGACUGCCACCGGGCCUCUGCAUCGAAUAUCCUUGGUGGGACCCUUCUAAUAAAACGCUUCGGGAGACCGCAUUGUGGCUCUACCUGCCGGACUUCCAGGAACCUCCGCUCGCGAGAAAAAUAUUGGUGGACUUUGUGCAGCUCCUGUUUGCAUGCUGCCAGCUGUAUGUCUUCUUCCUGGAGGGUUCUCAGAACAGCGACUUUUACGAGGGAGGUUCAAACAAGGAGAUCUACGACAAGGAUGGUCUCUUUAUUGGCCAAACCCCUAACCCAAUAGCGGACUUCGUCACUUACACAAAGUCGUACCUGUCCAUGGUGAAGGUGUUCCUGUUCUUCUCCUUCUACUGGAUCACCCUGGCAGUGAUGUUCCUUGCUGGCACCAAUCGCGUCAGCCUUUUCGCCAUGGGUUAUGUCCUGGGUUGCUUUUUCUUCCUCUGGAAUGGCAACGAGUUCUACCUCAAGCCCAUGAAGGUGCUCCUGAAAAUGUGGAACACUCUGCUGGCCUACAAUGUCACAGUCAUCUUCAUCAAAUGCAUUUUACAGGUGGUUGGCUGUGUCUUCCUCGAUGAACUUGCCAAGAAAUCCUGUUGGGUGGUUCAACUUCUUGGCAUUGCUUGCCUAAAGAAGCUACAACCGGAUGGCACUGCAGGGAUGAGCACCAAAUCGAGCUCGAGUGACGGGGACAACAUGUGCCGUGUUCCGGUGGACGAGGCGGGUCUGCUCUGGGAUGGCAUCUGCCUGGCCUUUCUGCUAGUGCAGAAGCGCUUGUUCACGUCGUACUACUUCCACCACCUGAUCAUUGAGAUCCUAGCUCAGCAGCAACUGGCGUCACGUGGGGCCGAGAUGAUCCACGAGAUCCAGAUGAAGGACGUGCAGGAGCAACGAGCUGCCGAGAAGGACAUCAUGGAGAAGAUAAAGCGCAAGAUGGACAAGAUUCGGGCCAACCAGCAGAAGGUGCGCGGGGGCGAGUAUGUCGAGCCAGAGACCCACUUCCAAGCUAUACGUUCGGGUGACUUCUACCUCUUUGAUGAUUUGACUGGCAUGGACAUUGACCUUGACCUGGACAUUAAGGGCCACAAGUCUGGCGAAACUGAGGAUGCUGAUGUGAAAGUCCGUGGUCUCAAUGCGUUGCUGAGCAGUGCCAUCAAGGCGGGCACCAUCAAGUGUGCAUCGGACGACGCUCGACUGGUCUCAGAGGAGGCAGAUGACAUGAAUGACUCGAGCGGCCUCUCCCCUAUCGUGAGCAUGGACCGACUGCCACUGAGCCGCACGGUCUCGGGAGCCUCUCAGCCCUCCAAGUCUUCGAGUAAGCAGCCUGCCACGUCGAGUGAUCUUCCUUCGAUGAGCGCCGAAGAAGACAAGACGGGUGUUCCCGAAGAAUUGCACACUGAGCACAUUGAUCCACCAACCGAGCAACCAGCCGAAGAACUGCAGCAGCAGCUAGAGGAACAGCCUCCCGCCGAAGAUACUCUCCUAGAGAAGGUUGUCAACUUGCUGGCCUUCAGCUGGGCUCUUCUGGACAGCAUGCUAAUUAGUGCCACCGCUAAGCUCAAUUCAGUUUCGAGAGACUACCGGUACGUGGCACGCAAGCUUGCGGAUGAGAAGCGCAUUGUCAAGGCACAGUUUGUUACUGGUCUGGCUACCACACUCAAUGAACCCGCUCUUAGAAACAGAAAGUUUCAUUUUCACAAGCAUUCGGAGGAGGUUGCUGUACCCACGGUUGACAAGAAGGGAAGCGACGCCGUGCUAUUCGGUGACAGCAUGGAAAUGGUGGGCGGUGCUGACAAGCCUGACGGGCAGCCGAGCCACCCGUCCCUGGUGCGCUUCCUCAUUGCAUGCUACUACGCCAUUGUGUCACGCUCCGAGGUGGUGUGCUAUCUGGUGAUUGUGCUAAAUCAGAUGAAGUCUGCCAGUCUGCUGUCCCUGCCCCUGCCGCUGAUGGCCUUCCUCUGGGGUUCCUUGUCGGUGCCUCGCCCCACCAAGGCCUUCUGGAUCACCAUCAUCACCUACACGGAGGCCAUUGUGGUCAUUAAGUACCUCUUCCAGUUUGACUUCUUUGACUGGAACGAGUCGGGGCCCGUGAACCGGCCCUUUGACCCGCCGCGCAUCCUGGGCAUCGAGAAGCGCAAGGAGGACAGUGACUAUGCACUUUACGACCUGCUCCUCCUGUUGCUCGUCUUUUUCCACCGGUUCAUGCUCAAGAGCCUGGGCCUGUGGAAGGACACUGACAGGGGCGCCAGCGUGUCGGUCGUCCAGUCUCCACCCGAGCCCGCAUUGUGCGGCGAGGUCCGAGCUGACAGGCAGUCCUCCGACCACGCCAGUCCCGAUCCAGCCACGUCGGGCUCCCAGGACGAAGCCAGCGAGAGCAUCGACACCCUUGCACAGCCUCCAGACUCCCCUUCCCUGACUUCCAGAGGCGGUGAUGAUCCUUUACAAGACAACUUCCUCUAUGUGAGCAAGAUGUUUGAUGGUGUCUCUCGCUAUGUGGAGCCCUUCCACAACUUCUUCGAGAACCUCCUCCACCCAGUGUACAGGGUCACUACAGACGUCUACGCCUACAUGUUUUUCUGCGACUUCAUCAACUUCUUCAUAAUGGUCUUUGGCUACUGGGCCUUUGGUACUGGGGGCUCUGAGGAUGGCGUGGCCUCCUACUUCCAAAAGAAUGAGGUGCCUGUGCCGUUCCUGAUAAUGCUGCUUGCACAGUUCGCACUCAUUGUGAUCGACCGAGCGCUCUACCUGCGCAAGUACAUUCUGGGCAAGCUGAUCUUCCAGGUGUUCAUCGUGUUUGUCAUCCACAUUUGGAUGUUUUUUGUGCUGCCGGGGAUCUCGCAGCGGUCCUUUGUGGAAGAGAAGAACCUUCCGCCAAAGCUGUGGUAUUUCAUCAAGUGCAUCUACCUGAUUCUGUCGGCCUACCAGAUUCGGUCGGGCUACCCGACACGCAUUUUGGGGAACUUCUUCUGCAAGAAGUACAACUACAUCAACUACUUCCUCUUCAAAGGGUACAUGCUGAUCCCGUUCCUGUACGAGCUGCGCUCUUUGAUGGACUGGAUCUGGACGGAUACGAGCAUGAACCUUAGCAACUGGCUCAAGAUGGAGGACAUCUUUGCCAACGUGUUCCUGCUCAAGUGCCAGCGCCGUGCUGAAGAGGAAUAUCCGACACCAAGGGGUUCUCGUCGUUCAUCACUGACCAAGUAUGGCCUCGGAGGCAUUUUGCUGUUUGCCAUCAUUCUGGUCAUCUGGUUCCCGCUGCUCCUGUUCUCGUUAGGCAAUACAGUGGGGCAGUCUCUUCUGCCCAUGGACUGCACUUUUGAACUGAGCCUGGGAGGCUACGAGCCUAUCUUCAAAAUCAGCGCUCAGCAGGGCAGCCUGCAGCCACUGCCUUACGACAGCUGGGUGCGAUUACAGGCGGAGUACAAGUCGAGUGGUGCGGCACAAAGUUUCCUGGCAACCUACGAUGCGUCCGACGUGGCGGUGGUGCGGCUCAACGGCAACUCUACAGCCAUCUGGACAGUGAGCCCUCCGAGCCAGGAGGCCCUGAUCAAGGAAUUGGGAGGGGCCAUGGUCCCUCUGCGCCUGCGCUGGACAUUUGCACGCUCUGUGGACAACACCAAUGCCGACAAGGUUGUGGGCAACGAGCACACGGUGCAGCUGGUGCCCAACACGACCAGCAGCCUGGCCGAGAUGCUGAACGGGACCAGCAAGAAUGUCAGCGUGCCCUCGAUCCUGCCCAGGUUCCUGCUGGUGCCCCGCAAGGGCAAAGUGGAAGUGGUGCGGGCCCUGGACUUGCCCGACAGGGAACCCUACCGGAACCUGACUCUGCGCCUGCGCACAGGGGCCUUUAAGAACCUGAGUGCACGCAGCGAGUGGUGGGAAGUCCAGGAGAGCUGCACAGAUGCCUACCCGUACCCGUUCCUGCGCGACGACCAGGGGUCCUGCUCGAACCUCAGCAUGGUCGUCUUCAACGAGAAGGUCUUUCCGCAGGCGCUGUCGCAGCUCACGGGAUACGGGAUUGUGGGCCUGUACACAACAUUUGUGCUAGUUGUGUCUCGUCUCAUCCGGGGCUUCAUGGCUGGCAGUUCAUUCAUCAUCAUGUUCGACGACAUUCCCAACGUGGACCGUGUUCUUCAGCUGUGCCUCGAUAUCUACCUGGUGCGCGAGAGCCGAGAACUAAGCCUGGAGGAGGACCUGUUUGCCAAGCUCAUCUUCCUCUAUCGCUCGCCAGAGACACUCAUAAAAUGGACACGCAUGGCAGAAGUGCAGCAGUCACCUCACCGAAACUGAUCUCGAAUUGUCAUUGGUGCAUAUUUCUGUUAUCUUAUGCUCUGUCCGUUUGCAAAGAGAGAGACUACCGAAUGGAGUCGACAGAAAGGGCAUUUCCACGUUUUUGGUGCUGCCAGAGCAUUCCCACUCUUGGGAAAUAUGUGCAUAAUAGUGCAGCGACUAAGGUUUAGGCAGCCCAUUUAAUGGCCGCGGUGCUGCUGGUGUGCCGCCUACUCAGAGUGUGGUUGCAGGUGACCAAGCGGCAGAUUCUAUACUUAUUGCAUUAUUUUUCUCUACUUCAGAUACGAUGGGACACUAUGCAAUAUCUUUGAUAUAAUUUUAUGGGGGCUUUUAAAGAUUGACGCCCCUGGUGUUUGAAUGUGAAGUGACCCGUGUUGUUCAUCAAGUUCCUGUUUACAGCCUUUAGGCGUGUGGUGCUAGAGUGCUUCAAUUUAACUGUAAUAUAUUUUUUUACGAGUUGAUUAAACUUCAAUCAUGGAGAUAAAACUCGAAGAGGUGAUAGUUCAUGUCUUGGCGAGAAGUGAAAAUGAGAUGGUUUUGUCUCAACGAUUUGGAGGAAGAACAAUUUCGUUCUAGAGACAAUGAAAUGUGACAAAGUAUGUAGUCUGGAAUGUUGGAAGCUAGGAUACAAUUCCAGUGAGCCCGAUGUAGUGUUGGUGGUGUAAUAUUGUCAAUGAUUGCUGGAAGACGUUUUUGUAAUGGAGUGUUCAGCUUACCAGCUGUGUACUUUGCAGUGAUGGAAUAAGAGUCUAGAAAGUCACUGGAAUUAAACCUUUUGUAGACUCAGUCUGCACUUUUCAACAAAAAUGAGACUAACAAUAAAACUGAAAAUAUUUACUCAACUG